GUCAGUCAGAGGAGGCUGAGUGUCCACCAGGACAUGGUCUAAGGGCAUGAGCCACCGUGUUCCACGUGAAAAGACGAAAACAAGUACAGAGAGAACAAGGCGGACCCUCAAAAUCUUCCUGGCAACCUCACCAUCUACUGGACCACUGGCUGGAUGCCAGCAAGGAGGAGGGACAUGAGGGGUCCAGGAGGUUCCUCUAGUUGACUGGCAGAGAGAAGCUGGUUAGCGGGGAGGAUAAGCCAGGAGGAAGACAGAGUGGGCAUUCCCAUGCACUGCGGAAUGGCAUCACCACUGCCCUGGCUGUACAUGAUUUUAUGGGUAGAGAAUGCCCUAGGGAAACUUGAAGAUGAAGGAAACUUCUACCCAGAGAACAUCAGUCGGAUCCUGGACAACUUGCUGGAAGGCUACGACAAUCGGCUCCGGCCGGGAUUUGGAGGUGCUGUCACUGAAGUCAAAACAGACAUUUAUGUGACCAGUUUUGGGCCCGUGUCAGACGUGGAGAUGGAGUACACCAUGGACGUUUUCUUCCGCCAGACCUGGACCGACGAGAGACUGAAGUUCGGGGGGCCAACUGAGAUUCUGAGUUUGAAUAACUUGAUGGUCAGUAAAAUCUGGACACCUGACACUUUUUUCAGGAAUGGCAAAAAAUCAAUUGCUCACAACAUGACAACUCCUAACAAACUCUUCAGAAUAAUGCAGAAUGGGACCAUUCUGUACACUAUGAGGCUUACCAUCAACGCUGACUGUCCUAUGAAGCUGGUUAACUUUCCUAUGGACGGGCACGCUUGCCCACUCAAGUUUGGGAGUUAUGCCUACCCUAAGAGUGAAAUCAUAUAUACGUGGAAGAAAGGACCACUGUACUCAGUUGAAGUCCCAGAAGAAUCUUCCAGCCUCCUCCAGUAUGAUCUGAUUGGACAAACAGUAUCCAGUGAGACGAUUAAAUCUAACACAGGUGAAUACGUAAUAAUGACAGUUUAUUUCCACUUGCAAAGGAAGAUGGGCUACUUCAUGAUACAGAUAUACACGCCUUGCAUUAUGACCGUCAUUCUCUCCCAGGUGUCCUUCUGGAUUAAUAAGGAGUCUGUCCCCGCCAGAACGGUCUUCGGGAUCACCACUGUUCUAACCAUGACCACUCUGAGCAUCAGCGCCCGGCACUCCUUGCCAAAAGUGUCUUAUGCAACCGCCAUGGAUUGGUUCAUAGCUGUUUGCUUCGCUUUCGUCUUCUCUGCUCUUAUUGAGUUUGCAGCUGUCAACUAUUUCACCAAUCUCCAGACACAGAAGGCCAAAAGGAAGGCGCAGACUGCAGCCACGCCCCCAGUGACAGUACCCAAAGCCACCGAGCGCUUGGAAGCCGAGAUUGUCUUGCAUCCUGAUUCCAAGUACCAUCUGAAGAAAAGAAUCACCUCCCUGACCUUACCGAUAGUUCCACCCUCCGAGGCCAGCCACGUCCUCACCAGAGUUCCUGUCUUACCAUCAACUCCCAUCACUCCCCCGCCGCUCUCCCCAGCCUUCGGAGGCACCAGCAAAAUAGAUCAGUACUCUCGGAUUCUCUUCCCGGUCGCGUUUGCGGGGUUCAACCUUGUGUACUGGAUAGUCUAUCUUUCCAAAGACACAAUGGAAGUGAGCGGCGGUGUCGAGUAGCUUGCAGACAGGGCACCCUGUCUUAUACGAGUUCUCAUUUUCUGAAUUUUGUUUUCAAAAAUAGCAUUGAGACUUGAGUAGAUGCUUUUCGAAAUAUGAAAUCAAAAUGGAAAAUCUGUAACGCGGAGUUUUCGGUAAGCAGAUACGAGCCAAAAAGCGAUAAUAUUACUCCUCAAAAUUGGGAGUGGAAGGUUGCUAAAAUGUAUGACUGUGGAUGGUGGACACAAGAUGCAAUAUAUAGAUCUUGUAUCAUAGGAGUAUAUACUUGAAACCUGUAUGAUCUUAUUACCCGAGUCACCCCCAUAAAUUUAAUAAAGUACGACUUUGGUGUACAUUAGAGAGAAACUUUAUAAGAAGGUAAGAUUGAUGCAAGGUGAAUUUGCCAAUCUUCGUUCUUCCUUGUUCAAUAUUUGAAAUGUCACUGUGAAUAGCAUAUACCACAAUGCAGACAAAAUAAGAAAGGCUGACAAUUCCAAAGGUUGCCUUAAAAUAUAUUUAUUUUGGCUUAGUUUUCAAGGGAGCAAAAUAUAAAUAGUGUGAAUAUUUACCAGUGGGUUACUACCAGCAUGGUGGAGGCCUUUACGCUAGUGAAGUAGCUUUCAGUGGCAUUGCAAAGCCUGUAUUGAGCUUAUCCAUUUGUUUUAACCUUGCUGCGCUAUUUUACCUCAAUGAAGUAUGGUGUUUAUAUACAGACGAGUUACACAUCAAUUAUAAAUUAUGUAUGCAUAUGUACAUAGCUUUAGUUGGGCUGCAGUACCACAUUGCUUUAUCUUGUUAAGCUUUCCUUUUAAAAUAAUCUGUUCAUUAUAAUUCCAUGAAGUUAUGGGAAAAAAUAGUGAUUAGAGGGAAGCCUUGUGUAUUAUGACUGUGAUCAUAUCUUGUAUUUUCUACCUUUCUGAGUA
Messenger RNA from Phyllostomus hastatus (greater spear-nosed bat), 2543 nucleotides. RefSeq names its product gamma-aminobutyric acid type A receptor subunit alpha6 (gene GABRA6). Gene Ontology annotation, biological process: signal transduction; monoatomic ion transmembrane transport; synaptic transmission, GABAergic. The record is from RefSeq and is a predicted model, not a curated record. Gene Ontology annotation, cellular component: dendrite membrane; neuron projection; GABA-A receptor complex. NCBI's taxonomy places the organism in Eukaryota, Metazoa, Chordata, Mammalia, Chiroptera, Phyllostomidae. The transcript has 9 exons. The coding region runs from base 268 to 1641 and encodes 457 amino acids. Gene Ontology annotation, molecular function: GABA-A receptor activity; benzodiazepine receptor activity; transmitter-gated monoatomic ion channel activity involved in regulation of postsynaptic membrane potential.